Zea mays is the source of this 1479-nucleotide messenger RNA. Its product is annotated as aquaporin NIP1-2. The transcript has a single exon. Gene Ontology annotation, cellular component: membrane. Lineage: Eukaryota; Viridiplantae; Streptophyta; Magnoliopsida; Poales; Poaceae. The record is from RefSeq and is a predicted model, not a curated record. Gene Ontology annotation, molecular function: channel activity. Gene Ontology annotation, biological process: transmembrane transport. The coding region runs from base 973 to 1479 and encodes 168 amino acids.
AAUCUUUGAUAUGGUUCCUCAAUUUGUCUGGAGUCCAGCAACAUAGUUAUCUCUGGAGCACUUUCGCCCAUCGUAGUCCUUACUCCUUAGGUGGAUGAAAUGAAUUAUUUUAGUACUGCACCCAGCAGAUACACAGUUUUUUGUUCAUUCUGGAAGAUUGCACUGGAGAUGACAUGCAAAACAAUCAGGGUACUGCACAGAAUGUGCUUGCCUUCACCGCCACCCAUCAGUAAACUUAUGGCUUGAUUACAACAGCCAUGAAACAAGACAGACCAUCAAGAUCAUAGGAUCUUGUGACGAGAUGAAUACAACUAGCUCCAUCCUACUAGUCAUAUGAAUUGAUCUUUUCGUGUAGCAGUGAUGCAUUAAUCCCAAGCAAACAAGGGUUUAACUCUAUUACUGCCUUUAAGUCCUGCAUGGAGAUGGAAUUUGUCUCUGGAGGUAUAACAGAACUCUGCCCAGGAACAUGGUUAUGCACUGAUACACCAUUUAUUAGCUUUCGGCACAGCUGCUGCUUCAAUGUCUCAUGCCUUAGUUUGCCAUGUCGAGACCUUGCUCUAACUAAUUCAAUGCAAGAUCCAAUUAACUGCUUCAUGAAAACAUCAAUGCCAUUAUUCAACAAAUUAGCACACUCUAUCGAGACCCCUUCCAACCCAUUUGCUCCUGCCACUUCGUCUGUCCUUUUCUUCAUUGACAAAGUAUCACAGAGUUCACCAUCUUCAAUACAAGUAUCAGAGGUAUCCUUUGAACUCACAGAAGCAAGGGGUAAAGGUAUUUGGGCCACACCAAAACUGCCAUGACGUAACUGAAUGCCAAGUGGUGCUUGAAUGACCAAAGACUACUCAAGUGAAAGAUGACAUUUUCUAAGCCAUGUCCUAAUCAAGCAGUAGAUGGAUACUAAGUUUCAGUCCCAGUAGUGGAAAUUAUUUGUUAUUCAGAAUCAAGUACCGGCGGCCGGAGAUCGACUGAUGCAUGAGAGUGCUUUGUGGUGGUGGUGCUCCUCCCAUGGUUAUCGAUCGACAGGUGGUCUCGGAGGUGGUGUCCACGUUCCUGCUGGUGUUCGUCAUGUGCGGGGCGGCAGGGAUCUACGGUAGCGACAAGGACCGCAUCUCGCAGCUGGGGCAGUCGGUCGCCGGCGGGCUCAUCGUCACCGUCAUGAUCUACGCCGUCGGCCACAUCUCGGGCGCGCACAUGAACCCCGCCGUCACGCUCGCGUUCGCCGUGUUCCGCCAUUUCCCCUGGAUCCAGGUACGCGACAAUGAGUCCAGGAUCUGGCCGUCGUGGCCCUCCUCGGAGCGAGGGCAGUGGAGGCAGCAAUGGGGAACCGGCGAGGAGCGGGGGCGGUGGAGGCAGCAAUGGGGAACCGGUGGCGGAGGAUCCAAAUGGGGAGGGGAGAUGAAAGAAGGGAGAGAGAAGGGGAUGGUGGCCUCACACGAGGGUUCCAAAGUGAAAGAAGCUGGUCGUCGGAUGGCCGCGUGA